Molecule: messenger RNA, 3664 nt
Organism: Sphaerodactylus townsendi
Lineage: Eukaryota; Metazoa; Chordata; Lepidosauria; Squamata; Sphaerodactylidae
Product: zinc finger protein ZIC 1
Exons: 3
Coding region: 1167-2522 (451 amino acids)
Biological process (GO): central nervous system development; regulation of transcription by RNA polymerase II
Cellular component (GO): nucleus
Molecular function (GO): DNA-binding transcription factor activity, RNA polymerase II-specific; RNA polymerase II cis-regulatory region sequence-specific DNA binding
Source: RefSeq, a predicted model, not a curated record
GCGAUGUCACUGCGCUUCACAAUACCUGGGAUUGAUGAGCGGCGUCGGCCAAUCGGGAGAGCGGAGCCGUUUUGCGCACCGUUCGUCGGCGGGGAAGGAGGGAGCUGCGGGCGCCCGUGGGAGCCGGCGGGCACCAAUGAGCGGCCACGUCGGCCCCCACGUCGCUCCGCCCCCUUCUCCCAUUCAUCAAGGGGGGGGGGACGGUGUCGUCUUUUCAAUUCAUUUAUCUGCAGGAAUGAUUGCCGCUAUCAGUCUCGCGUUCACCGCCCGGCUGAGGAGGUGAAAGUUUCUCCCCAGGAAGAUAAACCGCAAAAGACAAUAUUGUGCAUGAUUUGCGCCGGGCUGCUUUUUUUUUUUAAAUUCCGAAGCAGGGCAGCGAGAGAGAAAGAGAGAAAGUGAAGAGGGGGAAAAAAGCCAAAGGAGGGGAAGAAAAGAGACGGAAGGAGGAAAGAGCAGCGCAAGAGCUGGAGGAGAGGAGAAACCCGCCUGCUCGGCCGCCGCGUUCCGCGAGCUUCUUUUUGAUUUAGAUAUAUGUAUGUAGAUGCAGACCUGCAUAUAUACAUCUGACUCCCGACCUGAAGGAAGUUUCGUCUGGGGCCGUGCCUUUCCCCCCCUCGCUCGCGCGAUGCGCCCGCGUCUCCCUCUCGCCUCCCCAUUGUUACUGGUGAGCGGGGUCUUUUGAAUCCCCUCCCUCCUCCCGCCGAAGCCCCCCGGAAAGUGCCGUCCGAGAGGCCAGCCAGUGAGGGGGGCCGCCGCCGGGGUUCUCUGGCUCCGGCUCGCUUUUUUUGUGCGCGCCCAUGCCGCUUCGCUCGGCUUCUAACUAGCUUUGCGCCCCCCCCCCCCCUCGACUAGAGGCUCCCCCGACCCUCGCCCACCCCUCUCGGGUUUUUGGAGGUGCGGGGUUUUUUCCCCCUUUCUUUUUCUUUCUUUCUCUUUUUUUGUUUGGCGGCUGUGAUGUGGUCGCCGUAGCCGGGCCGGCCGCGGACUUUUUGCUCCAGAGAGGCUCCGAGUGGCGGCGCGGCGGCGGAGGCUCUUCCCGGCCGGCUGCUCGGCUUUCGCCCGCGGUUCGGCGGCCGCUGUCGCUCGGGGGCCUCUGCUCCGGCCGCCCGCUUGUUCUCCUCCCUCCGAGCCUGCUGGACUCCUUCGCCGGGCGAGCGCCGCCGAAGAUGCUACUGGACGCCGGCCCGCAGUACCCGGCCAUCGGCGUGACCACCUUCGGCUCGUCUCGCCACCACUCGGCGGGCGAGGUGUCGGAGCGCGAGGUGGGUCUGGGCAUCAACCCGUUCGCCGACGCCGGCAUGGGCGCCUUCAAGCUGAACCCCAGCAGCCACGAGCUGGCCUCGGCCGGCCAGACCGCCUUCACCUCGCAGGCGCCCGGCUACGCGGCCGCCGCCGCCCUGGGCCACCACCACCACCACCACCACCCGGGCCACGUCGGCUCCUACUCCAGCGCGGCCGCCUUCAACUCCACGCGGGACUUUCUCUUCCGCAACCGGGGCUUCGGCGAGGCGGCGGCGGCCAGCGCCCAGCACAGCCUCUUCGCCUCGGCGGCCGGCGGCUUCGGGGCCCCCCACGGGCACGGCGAGGCGGCCGGACACCUCCUCUUCCCGGGCCUGCACGAGCAAGCGGCCGGCCACGCCUCGCCCAACGUGGUCAACGGGCAGAUGCGCCUGGGCUUCUCGGGAGACAUGUACGGCCGGCCCGAGCAGUACGGCCAGGUGACCAGCCCGCGCUCCGACCACUACGCCUCGCCCCAGCUGCACGGCUACGGCCACAUGAACAUGAACAUGGCAGCCCACCACGGCGCCGGGGCCUUCUUCCGCUACAUGCGCCAGCCCAUCAAGCAGGAGCUCAUCUGCAAGUGGAUCGAGCCCGAGCAGCUGGCCAACCCCAAAAAGUCCUGCAACAAAACUUUCAGCACCAUGCACGAGCUGGUGACUCACGUCACGGUGGAGCACGUCGGCGGGCCCGAGCAGUCCAACCACAUCUGCUUCUGGGAAGAGUGUCCCCGCGAAGGGAAGCCUUUCAAGGCCAAGUACAAACUGGUCAACCACAUCCGAGUCCACACCGGCGAGAAGCCCUUUCCCUGCCCCUUCCCCGGCUGCGGGAAAGUCUUCGCUCGCUCCGAGAACCUCAAGAUCCACAAAAGGACGCACACAGGUGAAAAGCCCUUUAAGUGUGAAUUCGAGGGCUGCGACCGGCGCUUCGCCAACAGCAGCGACCGCAAAAAGCACAUGCACGUCCACACUUCAGACAAGCCUUAUCUCUGCAAAAUGUGCGACAAGUCCUACACGCACCCGAGCUCCCUCCGCAAACACAUGAAGGUCCACGAAUCGACGUCCCAGGGACCGCAGCCUUCUCCCGCGGCCAGUUCGGGCUACGAAUCUUCCACCCCUCCAACCAUCGUUUCUCCGUCGACAGAAAACCAAACCGCCAGUUCCCUAUCCCCUUCGUCUUCAGCAGUCCAUCACACGUCCACCCACAGCACGCUCACGUCAAAUUUUAACGAAUGGUACGUUUAAACAAACACACGCGAAUCCAACCUAUUUAAAAAGACUCCGGAAAAUGAAUGAACACUUUGAAAUCGGUUUCUCCCCCCCCCCUUUUUUUUUUUUUGGGCUUGGUUUGGAUGUUUUUCUUUUACUUUCCUGCUUUCCUUUUUUUUUUAACAUGCCGCCAGUAGACCCAGGACCGAGUCAAAUCCAGCAUUGGGGUUCGGUUUUUUUUGUUUGGUUCGGUCCCCCUACCCUCACCACUCCUUCCUUACAUUUCUGUUGUUUUGCUGCGGUUUCGUCGCGUUUGGGUCAAAAGGCUUGGGAAGAUGUUGUAGGGCGCGUGAGAAGAGCAGGGCUCCCGGGCCGUCUCGCCAGCGGGCAGGGCUUUGGAAGGAAGUCACUGACUGGCAUUCUCCGAGGCCAGGUCUUUCCAGGCAGUGGCCUGGUUGUGGUUGCAGUUGUUCAUUUCCUCUUUCGCCCCCCCCUCCCUUUCUUUCUGUAAAUACAGAAAUAUUAGCUUACGAUGUACUGUUUGAUUUUGUAAAUAGUCAUACCACAAGUUGAAUAAGGGGAUAUGUGGAAUUGUGGUCUUUGCAUAUAUGUGGGGGGAGGGGAAUAGGGGAAGGGAGGGGUGGAGGUUGAAGUGGGGGGGAUCAGAGGAGGGAGGAGGUAGUAAAUCAACUAUUUGUACUGAAUGGCAAGGAUGUUCUAGUAAAUGUGUACCAAAAUGUGAAUUACUUUGUAUUAUUACAGUCUAAACGUCGAUCUAACAAGGCUAUUAUUAUUGGUAUUAAUGUGCUUUUUCUUUUGUAUAAAAGUGCAAACAUUUCGUCGCCAAGUCCAGUCUAAGUAGUGCAGUAAAAUGUUGUUACACGUCCUGUCAAGAAAUUCGUAUAGUGCAAGCCUGGAUCUGCGUGUCAAACUGUUACAUUUGUUUAUGUAAAGUGAUAUUAAAAAAAGCUAUAAACUAUAACCUGUCCGUUGCUUUUGGCAAAUACAACCACAUACUGUAUAUACUUUCUAAUUUUCCAUAUUUAUCCGCAUGUAAAGGUCCGGUUAUACAUGUUACAGAUAUUCAAUAUUUAUGGAUAGAAGAAUUGGUAUGUACAAUUUAGUUUACAGAACUGUUUGGUAACAUUUCGUACCUUAUUAAAGAUUCUGAAAUCCCA